Messenger RNA from Anas platyrhynchos (mallard), 850 nucleotides. The record is from RefSeq and is a predicted model, not a curated record. Lineage: Eukaryota; Metazoa; Chordata; Aves; Anseriformes; Anatidae.
UGAGGCGGCUCCUGAGGCGGCUCCUGAGGCGGCUCCUGAGGCGGCUCCUGAGGCGGCUCCUGAGGCGGCUCCUGAGGCGGCUCCUGAGGCGGCUCCUGAGGCGGCUCCUGAGGCGGCUCCUGAGGCGGCUCCUGAGGCGCCGCGGGGAUGGCUGACGAAGGGGCCGUUACCGUCUGCGUGCGGCUGCGGCCGCUCCUCGCCAGGGAGAGCGCUCUGGGGGACGAGGCGGCGCCUCACUGGAGGAGCGAGGGGAACACGGUCUCAGAAGUGAGCGGUGCCCGAGCCUUCAGCUACGAUCGUGUCUUUCACUCAAGUGACAACACACAGCAAUUAUACGAAGGUGUAGCUGUUCCAAUUAUACAAUCAGCCGUGCAAGGAUACAACGGCACCAUCUUUGCUUAUGGACAGACCUCCUCAGGGAAGACGUACACCAUGAUGGGGAACGAAGAUUGUGUAGGCGUUAUUCCUAAGGCAGUCCAACAUGUCUUCAAACUUAUUUGUGAGGUCUCCGACUGAAAGAAGGCUGCAAUAUAAAUCGGAGUUUGUUCAUUCUGGGCCAAGUUAUCAAAAAGCUUUGUGACGACCCUUCUGGUUUCAUAAAUUACCGUGACAGCAAGCUGACUCGAAUUCUACAGAACUCUCUUGGAGGAAAUGCUAAGACGGUUAUUAUUUGUACAAUCACUCCUGUGUCUUUUGAUGAAACACUCAGUACUCUUCAGGGAAAUCGAAAAACUAGCAAGAGACAAAGACAAUUCCACAGUCCAUCUAUCUGUUCUAAUCAUUUGAUCAACAACACAUACAGCUAGCUUGAAGCAUCCUUCGUUAUACUGUUUGAUCUACAAAGGAAGAG